AUACAUCAGGCGAUUCAGCUGUUUGUCGCCCGAGUUUGAUCGAUGGAUGAGAAGAAAUGGGAAAAUCUUCCCGAUCACAUAGUAGUAGGGAUCUUGUCUUUUCUGGGACUUUCCGACAGGUUAACCGCUUCGCUCGCGUGUAAACAGUGGCGAGAAUGUUUCGGUUCGCCGGUGUUAUGGCAUACGUUCCAUUUCAAAUUCUUUGAUUUAAAGGAGUUCAAGUAUACAAAAUGCCUGGAGAACCAUGGUCAUUAUCUAAGAACCGUGGAGAUUCAUUGUAAGCAAGAGGAUAAAAUCAACAGAGAAAGUGCUUGUACACUUAUCCUUAUGUUAAGCGGCAUGAAAGAGCGAAGGCUCGAAAGGUUUACUGUCAAGUUUCUGGGAGAGAAUCCUUUGUUCUACGCAGGACAAGAAUUCAUCGAGUGUUUACGAGUUUUGUUCGACAAACCCAGCGAGGAUGUCAAAGUGCUCUCGACUUUGAAGUCCGUGGAUCUAAGCAAACUUCCGAUCGCCUACAGCGACAAUUUAAUUAACUGCUUGGUGGAAAAUAAUCGCGACUUAGAGUCACUGAAUAUUCAAAAUGCGGCUCUUGUUUGCAAAGUCACUUCCGGUUGUAUAGAGAAUGUUCUUAAGAGGUGUCGGAAGAUAAAGUCCCUCGCGCUUCAUCAUACCAGCGUCACGGAAGAAAUAUUGUUAUCUCUCACUGAAGAGAACCGGGCUCCCCUCAGUCACCUCUCUAUCGACUGUAGACGAGAGGAAAAAUUUGGAAAAGACAUAACAUCAGAAACGUGGGAAGUCGUUAGGAGGAAGAUUCCGAACUUGCGUGUCACGCUAGCUUUCGACACUUCCUGUCCGAUGUACAAGGUAGAUAUGAUUUUAAAGCCCGAAGUUCCGGUGAAAAAUCUUCGCCUGGAAGUCAUGUCCGAAGUUAUUGACCAAGUGUAUUUUGCUGCGAUGAACUACAGUAAAACUUUGGAAAAUUUAUCGAUUAGCACUACAAGCAGCGAGGAACUCGAAAAGGCGUUGUUAUACCUUGUCACGAGGUGUGAGAGACUAAAAGAGCUAUUUGUGUUUCAGUGUUACAUUUCGCAAGACACGAAACAAAAGAUUCUGGAACUUCGCCCUCAACUGCAAAAAUACUAUAUCAAGAGUAAGCAGCAGCCAACGAAUUGAGCAGAACUGCGAGUCCCGGCCGAACUGGAGGUAGAGCUCUUUUCGUAACAAAAUAAUUUUAAAAAAUUCAGAUAUUAUCGAAUUUCUCUGAUAGUUAUCAGUUCAGAUUUGACUCUUUCACUCCCAAGAUCUCGAUUUAUGUUCUCUUUAUUCUCAUUUCUUAAAACUCUUUCGCUAAGAUUUGGAAUUCAAAUCAAACAAAGUUCACUUGAUGUUUUCGCCUUUCUGCUCGGCAAUGUACGGAUAUCGAGGCUAUUUGUCAAGACUGUGCUAUGAAAGGAUUUCUUUAACUUUAAAACAUCAUUCCUGCUUUUGGGUUGGAUGUUUAUGCUUGUAGUCUAAAAAGAGACAAGUUCAAGAAAGGCAAAAGGGUGUCAGAACCCAACAGUACACGCCCAGUCACAUAGUCAGGGAGUGUCGUCCCCUUCUGACUCAGGGGUAUUGAAUUGGGUUGGAAAAAUGGCUUCAAAUAUAGAAUCUCUUCAGUAGUAAGAGGAUGGUGAAAUACUAAGGUUUCUCCUGUUUUUGAGCUCUAUUUACCACGUGGCAAUGUUGAGUGGGGUUGUAAGUUACACAUUGUAACUAAUAGGUCAAAAUAUUAAUUGUUCUAUUUUGUGGUUUAAUGAGCUGUUUUCAAAUCGUGCUAAAUGAGGUCCAAGCAAUAGGUUUUCACUAGAUCCUUAAUUUCAUGUUGGAAAUUAGAAUCUCACUGUUUCUUGUCAA
Stylophora pistillata is the source of this 1896-nucleotide messenger RNA. RefSeq names its product F-box/LRR-repeat protein 8. Gene Ontology annotation, molecular function: protein binding. Lineage: Eukaryota; Metazoa; Cnidaria; Anthozoa; Scleractinia; Pocilloporidae. Gene Ontology annotation, biological process: positive regulation of protein ubiquitination. The record is from RefSeq and is a predicted model, not a curated record.